AUGGAUUACGAAGAGCACAAGGUGUUCGGUAUGAGCGUCGGGACUGUUUCUCGAAUCCUAUUGAUUGUUGAGUGUUUUCUAUCGAUUGCUCUAAUUGGGAUUACUGUGAUGACGCUUUCGGCUGGCUACAAUUGGUUGCCAUUUUUGAUGAAUUCUCUCUUCUCUUCAUUAAGCGUCUUCUCGAUUUUCUCAAUGUUUAUCGGAUUUCGUCGAUCUCUUCCCAUUUAUUUUCUUCCGAUUCUCACUUUUGAGACAGUUUCCACUGGUUGGGUGCUUCUUUGGGUCUACGCCAGCUAUACGUCGGGUAUUGAUGGGAAUUUGUGGCCGGUGGAAUGGCUUGGUGGCCCACAAUCCGACCGAGAACCCGCGCCAAGAGAUGUCCGCGAUCCAGGAUACUACGAUCGAAGUCAGACGAAUCCCGAGACACAGAGAGCGAUCAGUCUCAGUUCAACGCUUCUCGGUGUGUGCAUGAUGUUAUUCUUUGUGAAAAUCGUUUUGUGGAUUUUCGCUAAAAAUUGCUUCGUUUUCUAUCAAGAAGAAGCGGUGAGAAGAGAUCAAAAAAUGAGGGAUUUCGAUCCGAUGUUGAGUGAAAGAUCGAUUGAAGAGGAGGAUGAACCCUACACAGUGAUUUAUCGUAAAAACGAGUCACCCACUCGGGUGUCAAGACAGAAAUCGAAUGCGCAAAUCAUUGGCUCGCACACAUCGCUUCAUUCACCGAAUUUGACCGCAUCUCCCACAUCACAAUCAGACAAUUAUCGAACUUCACAAUAUUUUGAGUAUCAAAUGACUUCGAUCGUCGCUGGUCUCAAGCUCAAUCCAGCAAUUGCGAAAAUGGCGCCAAACGGGCAAAUCUCGUGCCUCAUCUGCUCGCAACAAGUGAAACCGAAAGUUUGGACGGCACAUGUCAACGGGAAAAAGCACAGGGACAAUGUGGAACGAUUGAAGAAACAAGUGUCCGAAUCAGCGUUGGGACACAAACGAGCCGAACAAAGUGAUGAUGGGCCACAAGAGAAACGACAGAAAAUCGAUCCCAUUCAAUCCGUCCAAUCAACUUCAAAUGGUGGCCUACCCGAUGACUUUUUCGCCUCUUCCGGCGCCAUUCAAACAAGCCAGCCCUGGCAGAAACGCGAGGAAAAAACGGACAAACCAAAGGCUGGAGUGAUCGAGAAUAUCCCGCAAGGGUUCUUCGAUGAUAAAAGAGAUGAAUGGACAGAGGAUGCUAUCAAGAAAAAAGAGAAAAUGGAUCAAGAAUACGAUAAAUUUAUGAGGGAAAUCAAUACACAAAAUUUGGAUGAACUGAAGAAACAAGAAGAGGAAGAGCAAAGAGAAUUCCUAGAGAGAGAUUUCGAAUCGGUUGACGAGCAGUUGAAGAUAUGGGAACAAGCACACGAAUUGGAGUUGAUGAUCGAAGAAAAAGCGGCAAAAGCUGUGGAGAAUCGAGUGCAACAAAUGGAAAGCGAUGAGGAAGAUGACGAGGAUAUGGAUCUUUUUCCGUUUGGCCCCAAUCACGUCCAGCCGUCAAUCGUGGAGCAACUAGAGGUGGAUGUGGGAGGCGGUUUGGGUGGCGGCCUUGGGGGUGGAGGUACCCCGCUCUCCUCCACCGGCUCAAUCAUGCCUCCACCGCCCACCGAUUGGCAACAUACCGCACAAUACUCUCCAAAUGCGGACGAAUUCCAUCCCUUCGUCGAGGCUCUUCUUCCCUAUGUGAAAGAGUUCAGCUAUGUGUGGUUCAAUCUUCAAGCCGCCAAAAGGAAAUACUUCAAGAGAAACGACCAAAAGAGGAUGACGAUGGAAGAGGAGAAAAUUGUCAAAGAAGAACUCAUGGCUGAACGCCCGGAUAUCAAACAAAAAUGGGCGGGUCGAUUGUUGGGGAAACUCAGAAAAGACAUCCAGCCACAAUAUCGAGAUGAUUUCGUCAGCUCGGUAACAGGGCGUCGACCAGCCGUUUGUGUGCUUUCAAAUCCCGAUCAGAAAGGCAAAAUGCGGAGAAUCGAUUGCUUACGACAAGCCGAUAAAGUCUGGCGGCUCGACUUGGUGAUGGUCAUUUUAUUCAAGGGAAUCCCUCUCGAAUCGACGGACGGUGAGCGAUUGGAGAAAUGCAGUGAAUGUCACUAUCCACAGUUGUGCAUCAACCCGUAUCACAUAUCGAUUGCCGUUCGCGAGUUAGACCUAUUCUUAGCAAAUUUCAUCCACACUCAAAAUCCAAUUGUCUUGACAGAGCCCGACAAAGCAACUGAUGAAGAUCCACUCAGUCAAGACGAGGGAAUAUGGAGCACUGGCGUUUUCUCCGCAUAUGAGCUGAAGACAUUAACAAAACCCACAAUGAUGACAACAUCGUCAAAUGGAGGGAUCAUCACGAUUCAGGUGCCCUCAUUGAGGAUGCCGAAAAACGAAUGGGACAUAUCGGGUGCUUCAACACCGAGAACAAACGACAGUCCACCCAGUCCACCGCCGUCAGCUGUUGCCGCUGUGAAAGCAUUAAGCCAUGACAUGACGCCGUGCACCUCGAAGGGAAACAGUGAAAUGGUUGAUGUGUUGAGUGACGAGCCGUGCGAGAAACGAAUGCGUCAUGCAUCACGGGAAUCGGUCGGAAGUGUCAAUGAAGAGGUACGACGAAUUGUGCAACAGGGCGGUGGGCCCGGCUGGAUCGAGCCCUCCACACAUGAGAAAGGACUUCUACAACAACACGGUCUUGCCGAUUCCCCGAUGAAAGCCGACGACAAAGGGAAACGAUAUGCGGCACAAAAGAUGACAACGAGAAAUUCGAGUGCUUUCUCGGCGACACCGGUGAGAAGAGAUGGAAGAGGAGAAACAAAUGUGGGUGAAGGGAUGCAACAACAGACACAAGGAGGAAAUACAAGUGGAAAUGGAGGAACACAAUCACAACCGGUGUCAAGGGUUCUCGUCGUGGAUCAAUCGACCGGCCGAACUCGUCCAACGUCUUACGUGCGAAUCACGAAUGCCACUACUUCACAGGGAACACAGCCUGUGAAUCAGCUUCGAGCCGUGCAACAACAACAGCAGACGGUACGAUAUGUGGUGAAACGGAAUGAUGGAACGUAUCAAAGAAUCGACCCAAUUCCGCCGACAAAUCAUGGAGGUGUAAGGAUUACACGAGCUGUGCCACAAACACGACAAAUGCAUCAACCGAUGUAUCAAGAGGUUGUUGAAGAUGUCGAUUAUGAACUGAUGCAC
This is a messenger RNA of Mesorhabditis belari, 3195 nucleotides long. The record is from the annotation of a GenBank genome assembly. Lineage: Eukaryota; Metazoa; Nematoda; Chromadorea; Rhabditida; Rhabditidae.